Molecule: messenger RNA, 379 nt
Organism: Notodromas monacha
Lineage: Eukaryota; Metazoa; Arthropoda; Ostracoda; Podocopida; Cyprididae
Source: the annotation of a GenBank genome assembly
AGAUGGGAAGUGGAUGACAUGGAUUGACUAUGAGAAGUUCCACGAGUUGAUGAGGAGCUUCUAUGAAUCGGACGGGAAACUUGCAUUUUCCUCUGAGGAUUACAUGGCUCCUACGCCGGAUUGGGCCGUUUUUGGAGCCACUGAGCAAGGAUUUGAUCCAGCUGAAACGCGGACCAACAGGAAAAAGAGGGAAACUGCAGGGCAAAAUAUCAUUGCUACUCAUGCCACAGUCCCUCCUCAGUUUGGAGUUCAGUUACACUCAACCAAGAAUGGCAACAGCACAAAGUACUCUUUGAAGUUGAUUGGGUUUGUCCAGAAAGACAUACAUUUUGAAGUGGGGCUUGAACACUACCAAGAUCAUGUGCAUGUUUUUGAACAC